This is a messenger RNA of Dendronephthya gigantea, 1633 nucleotides long. Its product is annotated as ribosomal RNA-processing protein 8-like. Gene Ontology annotation, biological process: regulation of transcription by glucose; cellular response to glucose starvation; rDNA heterochromatin formation. The coding region runs from base 72 to 1100 and encodes 342 amino acids. Gene Ontology annotation, cellular component: nucleolus; rDNA heterochromatin; chromatin silencing complex. Lineage: Eukaryota; Metazoa; Cnidaria; Anthozoa; Malacalcyonacea; Nephtheidae. The transcript has 5 exons. Gene Ontology annotation, molecular function: methyltransferase activity. The record is from RefSeq and is a predicted model, not a curated record.
AUGGCGGCUAGUUAGUGUUCGAAAUCACUGUUUUGUUUUGUUUUUAAAUAAUAUACCUAAAUUCAUUUUGAAUGGAAGACGAAAAUUCAAAACGGAAAAGAAGGAGACGGAAGAAGAAAAAAUCAAAAUCACUCUUCGUAAAAACUUUAGGAUUUGAGUCUAAAAACAAGGAUAACAGUGUAUCUCUAUUGAAAAAGAACAAUGUGACAAAUUGUAUAAAACCAUUUAUUGCUGGGACUCGUGCGAGUUCCUCACGUCAAAAUAUUAAAGACUCGAACCCAAAAGGAAACACGAGUAAAAAAAGGAAAGUGAAGUCUAAAAAUGGUGUCUUUAUAAACGAUCUAGGGACGUCAAGUUUGAAUCAAGAGGCUGUUGAUGCAAAAUUGAAUACGUCUGUAGAAACAUUUCCAGAUAAAAUGAGUAAUACUCCAACCAAAAGAGUAAGCUUCAAAGAAAAACUACAGAAAAAACUAGAGUCUGGCAGAUUCAGAUGGAUAAAUGAAAAAUUAUAUACCACAAAUAGUUUAUCUGCAUUUAAAAUGUUUAAAUCAGAACCAGAAUUAUUUGAUGUGUAUCAUGAUGGAUUUUCAAGUCAGAUUCAGAAGUGGCCAGUUAAUCCAGUUGACACAAUGAUAGAUUGGAUAAAGGAAAGAUCACCUCAAUUAAUUAUUGCAGACAUGGGUUGUGGUGAAGCUAAAAUAUCACAAAGUGUUCCAAAUAAAGUGUUUUCCUUUGAUUUUGUUGCAGUUAAUAGUUUUGUAACUGAGUGUGACAUGGCUAAGGUUCCUUUGGCAGAUGGGAGUGUUGAUGUUGUUAUUUUCUGUUUAUCAUUAAUGGGGACUAACCUUAAUGAGUUUUUGAAAGAAGCUCACAGAAUUCUGAAAUCAAAUGGCAUUUUAAAGAUCGCUGAAGUUGUAAGCAGAUUUGAAAGCUUGGGCAGUUUUGAAACAACAGUUUCUUGUCUUGGAUUUAAACUCUUUACAAAGGAUACAACAAACAAGAUGUUUGUACAGUUUCAAUUCAAGAAAUUGUCCAAGAAACCUGAUAAAACAAAGACUGUGACAGUCUCCCUUAAACCAUGCUUGUACAAAAGACGGUAAUCGAGUCAUUUUCCAUUACUCUUCGCCAGUGCAAGCCUUUCAGAAUUUGUUCAGUCGUGUGCAGUCGUCGUGUGCUACUAGUGGCGGAAUUUCAAUUCAGUCCAGGAGUAAAUCUUCCCGAAUUUUCAGAAUUUGUUAGCCUUCUCAAAGCCAAGGUCGGACCAUGCAUUGAAAGCGCAUUUUGUUGUUUUUUGGCAUUGGAAGAAUAUUUUGUCACCAGUUUUCCUACAUGAAUACUUUUUCACAAAUACGAGAACGCGAAGGAAAUUUUAGCCUUAACUAAGGGAGCAUGGCAACAGAGCGGCAUUUAAUAUAACACUUGCAUGGUGCCUGUCAAGCGAGAAAAUGUUUACAAUUUGAAGCCUUUAGAUCCUCGAAAAUGGAGAAAUUUCCGCCACUGUGUGAAACGAGUUUGAAAAACGAAGCAAAAGCCCUUUUCACACUGUUUUAUUGUAUUUAAAGAUUGAGCAUAUUAUACAUACUCAACAUGUAAGGUUGAAAUACAUCAAUUUUUCUAAUAAAAAUAGUGUCAA